ACACACACACAUCUGUGGUGUGAUUAGAUCACUCCAAUAACAGAAAACUAAAGCAUGGCUAAUCAAAAAAUUCUCUCACUUUUCCUGGCUCUCAUAAUCACUCUCUACGAAGCUUCUCACGUUGCAGCUUCACCGUCUCUUCCUCAGCCGCGCCGCCGCGGCGUCAAAGCCGCAUACUGGCCGUCGUGGCAGGCAGCGUCUCUCCCACCCUCAGCCAUCCCAACCGCAUACUUCACACACGUAUUCUACGCCUUCGUCCUCAUCGACGCCAACACUUUCCAAAUCUUAAUCAAUCAGAACGACGAUCAAUGGAUGCAGAGCUUCACCUCCACCCUCCACGCGUCCACCCCGAGGGCCGAGGCCGUGCUCUCCAUAGGCGGAGCAGGGGCGGACCCCGCCACCUUCUCCGCCAUGGCGAGCACCUCCGCCGGCCGCGCCACCUUCAUCCAGUCCGCCGUGAGCGCGGCACGGCGGCACGGCUUCGACGGCCUCGACCUCGACUGGGAAUUCCCCGGCAACGUCCAAGACAUGUCGAAUCUAGCACUUCUCCUCAAAGAAUGGCGUUCCGUUGUAAACGGAGAAGCCGCCGCGUCGGGGAAGCCGCGGCUGCUUCUCUCGGCCGCGGUUUACUACUCCCCCGACCUGUCGUACCCCGGGCCGCGCUCGUACCCGGGGCGCGCCGUCGGGAGGUAUCUGGACAUCCUGAGCCCAAUGUGCUUCGACUAUCACGGCGGGUGGGAGCCCAACGCGACGGCGGCGCACGCGCUGCUGUACGACGCGAGGAGCAACGUGAGCACGAGCUACGGCGUGGCGGCGUGGAAGAGGGGCGGCGCGGGGUCGGAGCAGAUAGUGAUGGGGAUGCCGGUUUAUGGGAGGACGUGGGAGCUGAAGGAUCCGAGUCAGCACGGGAUCGGGGCGCCCGCCGUGGGAGUGGGCCCGGGCGGCGGCGUGCUGGUUUAUUCGGCGGUGGUGGAGUUCAAUGCCGGGAAUAAGGCGACGGUGGUUUUCGACAACGCGAGCGUGUCGACGUAUUCGUAUUCUGGGACGGAUUGGGUUGGAUACGAUGAUGCGAUUUCGAUCGCGUACAAGGUUAAGUUUGCUAUGUCGCAGGGGCUUGGAGGGUAUUUCUUUUGGGCGCUUGGUGAUGACAGCAACUGGACUCUUGCUAAAACAGCUUCCAUGACAUGGGACAGUGGGAAUUGAUGAUCCUAAUUCAUAUAUCUGUAUUUUGGAGUUGUACUCUUUUCAUACUUUGCUUUCUACACCUUGCAUGUAAUAUAUCGCUCAAUUUCAUGAUUUUCAUCAUACUUAAAUAAUGAUUUUUUGUUUAAAGAU
Messenger RNA from Salvia miltiorrhiza (redroot sage), 1335 nucleotides. RefSeq names its product class V chitinase CHIT5-like. Gene Ontology annotation, cellular component: extracellular region. The record is from RefSeq and is a predicted model, not a curated record. The transcript has 2 exons. Gene Ontology annotation, biological process: carbohydrate metabolic process; chitin catabolic process. Lineage: Eukaryota; Viridiplantae; Streptophyta; Magnoliopsida; Lamiales; Lamiaceae. Gene Ontology annotation, molecular function: chitin binding; chitinase activity. The coding region runs from base 55 to 1203 and encodes 382 amino acids.